CUACCCCAUACCAAGCUCCUCCUCGUCGACGCCGCCAUCGCCUGUUCGGAAACACCUGCACAGGAGGUCGCAGUCGCCGAUCCCUCACCUCGCCACUCUUCUCCCGACCAGCGGCCACCAGCACCAGCACCAUCACCACCACCGCCGCCAAUACUCGCCAUCAACACGCGCUGCAGACAUCUCGCGUCUGUUGGAUCCCGCGUACGCGAGCAGCUCUUCCUCGUCCUCAAUGAGCGCGACGCCUUCGCCACACGCGCAGACGCGCGCCUACGUUGACCACAACGGUGACCUCCACGAUCCCGACUACCGCGACUUCCCCGUUCUUCGCGCGACAACGCACUCUCCGACCACCCGCAAGCAGCGACGCACCAGCACAGGUAGCGCGAACGCGGCACGGUCGCGUAGCCACGACAGGUAUCCGGUCAACGCGAACCCGACGCGUCCUGGUUGGGAACGCGACUGGGGAACAGAGGUAGACGACUCGGAUGUGGAGGACUUCGACGACGACACCGAGAGUCAGUCCCACUUCAGCCCUUUCGCGUCUCAACACGCGGCAACGCGCAAGAACACGUCGCAUAGCGCGUUCAACUUCUCCCCCUACCACCCUCCAAACUACUACUACUUCGCCGACGCGCCCCAGACGUCGAGUCCAGUGGGUUCGUUGGAGGAGGAGCACCCGAACGCGCUCGGCCUGCACGAGUCGCCGUUCGGGGAAGACGAGACCGAGGAAGUUGUGGAGGAUGUGCGCUCCCGGUCAGUCUGCCUCAUCAGGAAGACGACCAAGCCGAAGAAAAACGCGCCAAAGGACGAAAAGUCUGAGGAGCCCACUCAGGUUCUGAGCGCGUUCGACGAGAACGACGUUGACGAGCACGCGACAACUCCGACGUGCACGCAUAUCCUGCGUCAGCAAUGGGAGGUCCUCUCUCUUCGCGUCCGCUUCGGCCUGUUCCACGCGAAGCGGCGACUCCGCCGGCGACGCACAUAGACGACUUUUUUCUCUUCACCAUGGGAUCCUCUUUCCCUCCACCAUAGCUUUCUGCUGGCGCACAGGCUGAAGAAACACGCCGGCCCCGGUCGACUCGGCUCGCGUGCGCGCGGACACGCAGGCCAGGUCGAUGUGCGCAUCUCCGCUCGACCCCUGCCUCUGUCUCCCGUCCCCAGCGCGCAUAGGCACGCCUGCUGACCCGUGGAAUAUCUAUUCCGCGGUGACCACUCGCCGUUCGCAUCGCUAUCCUUAUGCAUUCACAUCAUCGGCCCGUCCGUCUCUCUCAUGUUUCCUCCCCCUCUCGGCACCCUCGGACUCUCUGGCCUCGCAGUUAUCCGGCCCGUCCCGCAUUUCCUCACGACUCGCGGCACCGAAUGGUGCGCGGCGCACGCGUUCGCGCGCGCGUCGCGGCGCUCCCACGCGCCUCUCCCACCUGUCUCAUACAUAUGCUCUCCGUCUCCCCCGCCCGCUUCACGCUCGUGUGCACGCAUGGCCGCGCGUACGAACGAACGCACGAACGAUGUCUCGCCCGCCCAGGACGCUCUGUCUCUCUGCCUCUCCCCAUGCUUCCACACGCCCAUCCACAUUCCGCAUUCCGCAUCCCAUCCCACACGGCUUCUCACGUCAUUCUACGCUUUCGACGCAUUCGCAUUGCAUUCUCCUUUUUUUCACGUCGCUUCUCAUUGCACAGUAUAUUUU
Trametes versicolor FP-101664 SS1 is the source of this 1684-nucleotide messenger RNA. RefSeq lists its product as uncharacterized. The transcript has 2 exons. NCBI's taxonomy places the organism in Eukaryota, Fungi, Basidiomycota, Agaricomycetes, Polyporales, Polyporaceae. The record is from RefSeq and is a predicted model, not a curated record. The coding region runs from base 230 to 985 and encodes 251 amino acids.